ACAGACACGAGGACCGAUAGAUAAACUUACACAAUGCAUUCGCCUUAUGAAAGGGAUGUUGCUCGCUCCGGCGCUGUCGAUAAGCUCCUUCUUCACGCUUCGGCUUGUACUUGACUAGCCUCCAUCACAUCCUCGGCAUGCAUACACGCGUUCUGGAUCUUGUGGAGUAUCUUGCAUCCUAGUGAUCGGUCAUGCUCUAUAUGAUUUCAGCAUCUCUACAGCAGCAUCAUGUUUGCCUCGCCAAGAAACUACACACAUAGCAAACAAUCGCUGCGCCCUCAACAAUGCCUCCUAAACGCAUCAGAGUCUCCGAAGGAUCAUGCUGGCGAUGUAAGGACCGCCGUGUCCUAUGCGAUGUGAAGAAGCCAACAUGCACGAGAUGCGAGACUGCUGACACUAAGUGCGAGUAUGGCAUGAGAUUUAAGUGGGCGAAUGGAGUUGCAGCUCGAGGACGCUUCGCUGGGCAAAAUCUGCUACCUGUUAAGCAAUUCGUACCUGCACCUCGUAUCCAGUCGCCGUCGACUCCAGAUGAUUGGCAAGUGCUGUACUUUGCACGAGAAGUGCUGCCACGGUUUAGUCUCAUGGAUGCUGGUCCGGGUGUCGAUCCCGCGUGGCUCGUCACAGACCCGUCUAUACAUCAAGCAGUCAUCGCCGUCGCGAACGCACAUCGAUUGUUCAGAAAUCAUGCUGUCCAGGAAGAGACACUAUCACAGAUCAAGCAAGCACGCUUGACAGCUAUACGAUCACUACGGACACGGCUCCAGGAUUCUUUCAACUUAUCACACGCCAUUACCUUCCCAUCGAGCGUGCUGCUAUGCAUGUUGGACGGUAUUAUCGAGCCGCAGGAUGAUGGCCUUGCUGCCGCCUUUCAUCUUCGUGGUGGACGUGCUAUUCUCCAACAUGGAAACCACAUGAUGGAAGUGUCCUCGGCGAAGGCAGGACCCAUGUCACUACUACUUUCUGUCUAUGCUACGAUGGAUCUGACAUACGCGAUACUCGGCGGUGAAGCACCACAUCUUGGACCAGAGACUUGGCUUCAACUUGCAGAUGGCGAGGCCUGGUGGACAGGCAUCAAGGAUGACCACGCUUUCGUCGACAUCAUGGCAUUGCUCGCACAACUAGCACAACUCGGUCACGACGCACGCGUUUCUGGCUUCCCAGCUCCCAUACGAGAACUGCUCGAGAUCCAGCUCACACUCGGCCGGACAGAAGCUAGACUUGAGAGCAUAACAACACCUUCAUCACCCGCAGAUGGCAUUCAGUCCAUCGAUGCCCUCACGGUGUUCUGCUCAGCCUAUCGCGCUUCCGCCCGCAUCUAUAUGUACCGUGCCCUCUGCAAUCUUGAAAUCUCGGAUGUUCUGGUGCAAGAAAGCGUACAAGAAGGAGUUGAUGCACUUCUACAAGCACCUCAGAUCGGCAAACUCGCACACUGUCUGCUCUUCCCUUGUCUGAUGAUUGGAACCCAUUGUAUCAGUCCUGAGUCUCAGCAAACUGUGCUGAACUCUUUGAAAAUUGCUGCUGAAUAUCUCUCUUUUGGUUCUAUCAAGCUUAUGGAAGAAUUCUUGAAAGACACUUGGCUGGUUGAGGAUCUUACUGCUGACUUUUGGACGAUGAUGCAACCGGUGUCUGGUAAGGCAUUUAUGUUUUAAGCGAUCCAUCACACCCAUCAAACGACAUCAUAACUUGUUAGACGACGAAACAUCCCAUCUCAGACGCGCGAAUCAAUGUUUCGCGUACGACGAGUGAUGGAGCACCUGGUCACGAGUCAUACAGCUAGCCAAUCAGCUUGCUCAAUCCACUGAGCGCAAUACUCCGUUUCAGCAGGUCAAAGACUCACCCAACUAGAGAUACAGUACUCACUGCUUGACUCGCUCCUCAAGAAAGUUUUGUCAUCUGAGAUCCCUAGGAAUGGACUAUAGAAACCUCUUAUGCCACGAUGACUUCCCAAGAUAGACUCUCACGGAAAUUCCGCAAUUGUCCUUGAGAUUUUGUCGGAGUGCGAGACAGUCCUCGUCUGGAAAAGUCAUUCAUGUUUGUGGCAGGGAGAGCAAAAGAGAGCAACAGGUUUACGAUACAACAAUUUCUGGCGACUCCUGUGAUCGCCUUUCCCAGUCGCUGUACGGGCUGUUCUACUGCGAUGAC
Messenger RNA from Aureobasidium pullulans EXF-150, 2142 nucleotides. RefSeq lists its product as uncharacterized. NCBI's taxonomy places the organism in Eukaryota, Fungi, Ascomycota, Dothideomycetes, Dothideales, Saccotheciaceae. Gene Ontology annotation, molecular function: zinc ion binding; transcription cis-regulatory region binding; DNA-binding transcription factor activity, RNA polymerase II-specific. Bases 285 to 1649 code for a protein of 454 amino acids. The transcript has a single exon. Gene Ontology annotation, biological process: positive regulation of transcription by RNA polymerase II. Gene Ontology annotation, cellular component: nucleus. The record is from RefSeq and is a predicted model, not a curated record.